AUGGCGGCAGCGCUUGAUCAACCCCUCUUCGAGUCGAUCGCGGGCGGUCCGGCGACCCAUGCGGCUUCAAUCACUCCGCCGCAAAGCGCCAACGGCAAGAAGGAGGCCCCCGAGGGCGUGCCUUCGGAGCUAUCGGACCUUGAACUCGACCACAAUGUCCCCGGUGCUCAGGAGGAGAUACCCUCGGUGGAAGCCGACGACGAAGUGAUUGAGCCAGAUCACUACUAUGGUGGUGGCAAGGUUCCCGUCUUCAAGCCGUUCCGGGACUUUCAGUCGUUCAUCAACAAAGUCGAGGAGUAUGGCAUGCGAUCGGGUAUUAUCAAGAUCAUCCCCCCGAAGGAGUGGUCCGAUGCCCUUCCGCCGCUCGACGAAGCCGUGAAGAAGAUUCGCGUGAAGAAUCCGAUCAUGCAGGAGUUCCACGGUUCGCACGGGACAUACACACAGGCCAACAUCGAGAGACAGCGAUCAUACAAUCUGCCCCAGUGGAAAGGAUUGUGUGAAGAAAGCAGUCACCAGCCUCCCGCACGCAGAGGUGAGCGACGCCGGAAUCAGGAGCGGGUGAAUCGCGCCCAUCCUGCGCCUCGAAACCAGACGCCUCGAGCAGACUCGCAAAAACGUCGUCCAGGUCCGGGCCGCCCGCCCAAACGGUCCAACCAGGUUAAGGUCAAGGAGGAGCCUCCUGCCGAGGAAGGCCUCGACAAGAUCAAGCCGGAAGGUCCUCCGACCCCUGUCUCCCCGGAAUCAAAUCCAGUGGAGACGAAGACGGAGGAGUUGAGCGACGGUGAAUCCCUACCCGGCCCGAAGCCCAAGGGUCGGCAGCCCAAGUCAGUUACUGCGCGCCGAAAACACAACAAGGGCGGUGAUGCAGUCGACUACGUGGACGAGGAGGCCUUUAAAGACUUCGAUUAUCGCAUUCAUGAUAGCGAAGAGUACACGGCAGAACGAUGCGAGGAGCUAGAAACCGCUUACUGGAAGUCCUUGAUGUUCAACAAUCCGCUGUACGGCGCUGAUAUGCCUGGCUCCCUCUUCGAUGACAAUAUCACGACUUCGUGGAACGUCGCCCGGUUACCGAAUUUGUUGGACGUGCUCGGGCAGAAAGUGCCGGGUGUUAAUACUGCAUAUCUCUAUCUGGGUAUGUGGAAAGCGACUUUCGCCUGGCACCUGGAGGACAUGGAUCUGUACAGCAUCAACUAUAUCCAUUUCGGAGCUCCGAAGCAAUGGUACAGCAUUUCUCAGGAGGAUGCUCCUCGGUUCGAACAGGCCAUGAAGAGUAUAUGGCAGAGUGAUGCCAAGAGCUGCGACCAAUUCCUCCGCCACAAAACUUACCUUGUCUCGCCUAGUCUAUUAAAGUCACAGUAUGGCAUCACAGUCAACAGACUGGUGCAUUACGAGGGCGAAUUCGUCAUCACUUAUCCAUAUGGCUACCACUCUGGCUACAAUUUGGGUUACAACUGUGCCGAAUCCGUUAAUUUCGCCACGGAAAAGUGGUUGGACUAUGGACGGGUGGCCAAGAAGUGCCACUGCGAAGCUGACAGUGUCUGGAUUGAUGUUGACGAGAUCGAACGAAAGCUUCGCGGGGAGGCAACUCCUGAAUAUUAUGGAGAAUACGACAGUGACCUGGAUGCGAUGGAAGGCGUGUCGGAUCUACUGACACCGCCUCGCAGUGUUCCCGAGAAGACAUCUACUCGGGGGCGCAAGCGGAAGCAGGACGGCGAAACCACCAAGGCAAAACGUAUACGUAUGAGUAUGGAUGUUCCGCGGAAAAUCCCCUGCGUUUUGUGUCCCAACAAUCUUGACUACGAAGAUCUCUUACCAACCGAGGAUGGCAAGGCACACGCCCAUCGGCGUUGUGCUCUGUAUACAGAGGAGACAACGAUUCUUCGGGACGAGAGUGGACGGGAGGUGGUGUGCGAUGUGGAUAAAGUCCCCAAGGCUCGCAUGGGCCUCAAGUGCCUUUUUUGCCGCGAGGUGCGCGGUGCUUGCUUCCAAUGCAAUUUCGGCAAAUGUACCCGUUCCUACCAUGCCACUUGUGCGCUUCUGGCUGGUGUGCAAGUGGAGGAAGGUGUGAUCGCCGUGAUCGCCGACGAUGGCGAGCAGUAUUCGAUCCCUAGCGUGGACCUUAAAUGCAAGUACCACCGCCAAAAGAAACCGUCGUGGAUGGGCAACGGCGACUCGCUCGAUUACGACCGCAAACUCAUGCAAACCGCACGGCGUUUGGUGGCUGGGGAGCUAGUGCAGUUCCAGGCGGACAAGGAAAUCAAUGGGGCGGUGGUGCUUGAGAACCGACCUGAGGAACGAAUGUUGCUGGUCAAGGUGCUUCCUAGAGGUAAUUUCUCACCGCUGGCACCAGGAACCAAGCCUCUUCCUGCCCACUUGGCUCGGAAGCCCGAGAGCCGGAAAGAGUUGGAGUCAGCCGUGCCGGUGGCAGGAAAUCCGUUUGGCGAUGGAGACUCCCCGUAUCAGUGGGCCGAAUUCGAGACGGUGGACAGCACUAGUUACCACAUUGCCCCACCAUCGGCGCCCAUCAACCUCAUGCAGGGCGAGAAGAUCUGGUAUUAUCUGGGCGAAUCGUCCACUGAAUGUAGGGCUCAGUAUACGCACAACCCUACUGUGCCUGUCCACAACCAGCGGGCGAAUUUCCUGGACAGCGUUAAGUCCCUUGGCGCUGUGAUGGCCCGGGUCCCCUCUUACCAACCCCACCAUCGUCUCCCUGCCACGACUCCGUAUGCCCCUCACUUUGCUGGCGUUCCUCCUCACCACCAACACCUUCUGUCGCUUCCCACCGCCUCUGCUAUCGGUGCUGCUGCUCAUUCUUCUCUUGCCCCUCCACGCCCUGCGCUUUCUGCUGCUGCUGCUGCUCCUCCUCCGCCUCCUGCUGCGAUGCCGUCUGCUUACCGUACCCUGCCAACGCAAUCUGCCCGUCAUGCCCCGUACCCGCACGUCACCAAGUCGCAUUUGCAGCCUCAUGCUCGUCAACACUCCCAGACUCAUCCCACCCAUCAUUAUCCGCCGUCCCAUUUAGUACAACAGCAGCAGCAGCAGAACAAUCACCACCACCACCUUCCCGCAAACAAUUUUGCCAAUGUUCGGGAGCUAAUCGCUCGCCGUCGCCUGGCUCAGAUUACCGACCAUGCCAAUGUUUUCGCCGGAUACAUCAUUGUCAGCCCCGAGCUGGUUGUUGACACGCUCCUGGGUCCGAUGGGAUCUGUCCCACCGCCCAAUGGCCUAGAGAAGUUGGAACUAGCUAUGGCUCAGCAGCGGGUACAACCCCGGGCGCCUGAUGGCUCUCUUCUCUCGCUACAACCCCUGAACAUGCGAUCAGAAGAGGUGACUCGGCUGUUGCAGAUGCUCCGCUUCUCGCUGGUGAGUCAUCGGGACCGGCUUGACGUGCUGCAAAAGAAGGAACCGGAACCCAUCAAGCAAGAGGCGGUGAACGGCAGCGGCUUGGCGCUCUCGAAAGUGCCACGCACCUACGCUUAUCUCGAGCAACAGCGUGAGCAGGUCCCGACCGUCUACCAGUCUCCCUACGACAUGCCGUCUGGCUUCACGGAAUAUGCCCAGAAGACCUUUGGCCUCACCCGCGUUGAACCUGAACUUCCCCGGCCUUCUCUCGCCAACGAUUUCUUCGCCAGCCUCUCUCCUGCCGACCAAGAGAAGAUCCUUAAGACAUGUGGGAGUUUCGUGCAACGGGCCAUCGAACGGUCGGCCAGCCAUAGUCGUCAAAGUUCAGCUUCCAACCUCCGCCUGGCAACAGCCCUAGCUCGGCAAACGGAGAACCCAACCAUAGAUAUCACGACGGUGGAGGACAUGCCGUUCCCCAACUUGGACCUGCCGUUGCACGCCGACUCUCCCUGCUCGAACUUCAGCCGGUCGCAUCUGCGAUUCCAGUCCCCGAACGAUUUUGCUCAUCACGCCCCGGAAAACCAUCAUGACCACCAUGAUCUCUUUGGCGAUCAACAGGCGAAUACGAGGUUUUGGCAACAUGGGCCGUGGGCCGCUGGCGAUGGGAACACUCCGAACGAGGAGAGUCGACCGUUCUUUGGGCCCCAUGAACGACUCAAGCAUGAUUAUGCGUCGUCCGACAUCUCUCUGGGUCGCGGAGGUCCGGGUUCCUUGCACUCAGUCGAUAUGGCUGGGUUCGGCAUGGACGGGACGGAAGAUAUUGGCGCGGUGCUCAGCCCCUAA
Molecule: messenger RNA, 4185 nt
Organism: Aspergillus brunneoviolaceus CBS 621.78
Lineage: Eukaryota; Fungi; Ascomycota; Eurotiomycetes; Eurotiales; Aspergillaceae
Product: putative jumonji family transcription factor
Exons: 6
Coding region: 1-4185 (1394 amino acids)
Biological process (GO): chromatin remodeling
Cellular component (GO): nucleus
Molecular function (GO): histone H3K9 demethylase activity; histone H3K36 demethylase activity
Source: RefSeq, a predicted model, not a curated record